GUUCCCCUUUGAUUUGGUCUGAGGAUGGCUUCUACCUCUGAGAGUUGAGCAGCUGGUAAGCAAGACCAGCCCACCCGCGACGGCUCCCACCUCUUCCUCCCGCUUCAAAGGCAAAACCUUGUCGGAGGCGCUGCGUGUAGAGGCCUCAACUUCACCUGUGAAACAAUGUCUCAGCUUGACAAUAUGGCAAAGGCCCUUGGGGCUGAAGAAUGAGCUUUUCCUGCAUUAGGCUCAGUAAAAUCUGCUUCCUGCUCUCAGUUAUCUUUUGUGCAGUCCUCCUCUUGCUAAUUCCCAAAUUUCAGGCUAGCUGGAGACCGAGAAAUUAUCCACAGCCACAUCCACCACCUGUUUUUAAUGUGUCCAGCAAAAGUGAUAUCCCACUACAGCAGGUGGAGUCCAGCUCAGUUGAUCAUUUGGAAGAUGAGGCUAACAAUAUUGUGCCCUCAGUGAGAGAGGAACUGCUAAAAAAAUGGAAUCGUUAUAUCAUAGACACUGGCAGAUCCAAUCUGAAAGCUAACAGAAAGAUUAAUGACAGCCCAACUUACCCAUUCCACAAUGUGGUGAAAGACCAUGUGGGACUUGUUGAAGUCUCUGCUAAGGAAAAGCUGGACUUGAAGGAUAUCUUUAUUGCUGUGAAAACAACAAGGAAGUACCAUAAAACAAGGCUGAGCUUGCUCUUCCAAACGUGGAUUUCCCAGGCAAAAGGACAGACAUUUAUAUUUACAGACUGGGAAGAUCGGGAGCUCCGUCUCAGAGCAGGAGACCAUGUGAUCAACACCAAUUGCUCAGCCGUUCACACCCGCCAAGCACUCUGCUGCAAAAUGUCUGUGGAAUAUGACAAAUUCCUAGAGUCUGGGCGAAAGUGGUUUUGUCAUGUGGAUGAUGACAACUAUGUGAAUCUGCCGAAUCUCCUGCAUCUCCUAUCUGCCUUUUCACACAGCCAAGAUGUGUAUGUGGGGAGACCAAGUCUGGACCAUGCCAUUGAAGCAGCAGACCAUGUCCGGAACGAUGGAUCAACAACUGUGAAGUUCUGGUUUGCCACAGGCGGUGCAGGCUUCUGUAUCAGCAGAGGUCUCGCCCUCAAGAUGAGCCCCUGGGCUAGCCUGGGGAGCUUCAUCAGCACUGCAGAGAGGAUUCGCCUCCCGGAUGACUGCACGAUUGGCUACAUCAUUGAGGGACUGUUGGAAGUGAAACUGCUGCACAGCCCCUUGUUCCACUCGCACCUGGAAAACCUGCAGCGCCUGCGGGGUGAAGCUGUGCUCAGACAGGUUACUUUGAGCUAUGGGGGUCCUGAAAACAAACGCAAUGUUGUGAGCAUUGGUGAAGUGUUCAGUGUACAGCAAGAUCCAACUCGGUAUGUACAUAACUGCUUUCCAAAUGAAAUUCCUAGCCCUUCUUGCUUAACAGAUGAUAAGAAAUCCAAGCACAAGGACAGGAAAUGGCAUUUAUUUGCCAGAUAUACUGCCAGGUUAUGAUGUCUCCUGUACUGGUGGGUUUACAUUCUUCCAGGCCCAAGUGCUUUGCAUCCUGUGUUAGCAUCUUAUCUUUCUCUUUUCAGAUUCAAAUCUGUCCACUGCCUCCUAUACCCUGACACUGUAUGGUGCCCCACUCUAAUGGUGAAGUGACAUCUGCUAUAACCUUCAGAAUUUUCUCCUGUUGGGCCUUUCUUUGAAUGAGCAGCCAUGGUUAUCUUUGCAAGAGAAUAACAAACAUGAAGUCAAAACAAGUCCCCAGAAACAUCAGCUGCUAUCAGAAAUGGUCUUUGGGAAGAUAUUUGGUCUUGCAGCACAUCUUAGCUGAUAUCUGCAAGGCUCCUUUCACUCUUCCUCUAAACUCAUAUUAUCUAAAGCCUGUUUCUUACUGCAUUGCAUUUGUACAACCUCAGGAAUUCAACAGUCUAGUAUUGUAGCAAUAUGUUUGAGAGCUAAUCUUUCUUAUCAGCAUGUUAGCAGCAAAAUACAAAACUGAAAUGAGAGUUCUUCUCAUUUGGAAAAGUAGUUAAUCAGGAAGCUAUAGACUGUGGUUUACUGUAUUCUGCCAUAUCAUCUGAAUCCUUGUGGGGCCACACUGGAUAUAGCUCCCCCACAAAUAAGAUGGACCAGUGUCUACAAGACACAGUCCCAGAAUCGGCGUGCUCCCGUGCUCUCGCCUAUAGCAGAAUCUCUUGCCUUUAAACAUUGGCUUAGAUAUGGUUGGUAUGUCACCCUUGGCUUGUUUGUCUGAAAAGGUUUACAUAUAAAAGUCCUCCACUGUGACCUUCAAAUUCAAAGCUGUUUUGUCUUGAACCAGUAACCACUUCAAGACAGUUGAAACCCACAUUAUGUUGGCUGGACCACCAUAUGAUUUUUGCUUUUUGUAUUGCAGCUAAUUUCCAUAUCUUGAUGUAUCCCACAAUCAAUAUGCUAAAUAUAUGAAAAAAAUAAUAUUAGUUAAAUCAUGUUCGGGGUGGGGGGAAGGGAGAGAUGCUAUUUAAGGGUCUUUUGUCUCUUCCAUGAUUGGCUGUAACAGUCCAUAGCAAACAUUUUUGAGCCCCAGGCUUGAGAAUUUUUAAUUCCUCUGCAACUUCCCCUUCAGUGAGUAUGAACAAUACAUUACAUUGCACUCUUCCCUCUUAUAGAAAUAAUGUGACCCUCCUUGUAAAUAUUAUUGAAGUAUUUACCAAAAUAAAGAGGGCUGCAUUUUGAAUUGAGGCAAAGGAACAUGGUACAUAUAUAGCUCUGAAAUGAAACAAAUAGUAGUUGAAAUCCUGACAAGCAAUCCUCUUAACAGGCUUUUCACAGAUUCUACACCAGCACAAUGAAGAUUUAAAUCAAUGAGGGAAACAGCCUGACCUUGAAAUGGGAUAUAUCACUAUAUCACUCUCUUAACAAUGAAUUCUAAGCUUCUCAAAUGCCUAGAGCCUUUGGAGUCAGGCGGUACAUAUAAAAAAUAAAUAGAUUUUUCUGCUGUUAAUCAUAUAUAUAUAUGUACUCAGGCAUGCCUAUGCAGUGUGUCAGGCAUGAAGCCUUAGGGGAGACGUACUGAACACUUGCAGUCAGAAAGUACCGGUAAGCAACUCUGGUAAUGUUGGGGCAGUGUAAGCUUCAAAUAUUUCCUCCGACCAUUCCCUUUCUGAAGAAGUGCCACACUCACCCUCCUUCACAAAGGAGAAGGAAGUAAACAAUGUGCUUAGAAUAAUUACUUUAAAUGUAUGUUUGUUUUGCCACUUAAGUGCCCAGUACAGAUAAAGCAUCUCUGGGGAGCAUGACUGCGAGAUGUGCUCACAAUUCCCAACGGAAUUUCUAUUUCCAGCUAGCCUGCAGACUUUUGACGAUAUUAGCAAGUAGUACAACUCCUUUUACUGCAGUGGUGGCAAUGUAUGUAUUACUAUCCCCAUGCCAGGCACUCCUGCCACAACUGAUGCAGCUAACUAGUACUAUGCCACAACUGCCACCCAGAGGCUGAAAUGGGGGCAGAAUAUUUGUUACAGACCUUCUGUAACGCAUAAAGGUAUGAGAUUAUAAUGUGGAAUUUGACCCCAAAUUUGGAAUCGAAGAAUGUUUGCUUUUUAAACUCUCAUAAUUGUAGAGAAAUGCUUGGUAGUGUAUACCUCUGUUAAAUAUUUAUAGCGGGGAGUUGGGAAGGGGUCUUCUCCCACAAUAGUCUGCCCACUGUUCAGUUGUAUAUCUCUUCUUUAUUAUUGCCUCUGGUUUUUCUCUGUUCACCUCAUCCCAUUUGUACCCACACACACGCCCCCCCCAUUGCAAUUCAGUAAAAAUUCAGAUUUGGCAUAUGAAAAUGUGUCUAAAUUAAGCAGUUUCAUGCAUAUUUGCAUGACUUUGAAUACAGAAUUUCGUUUCUAUGGCACAUAACUUUGCAUUUUAGUCUGUAGUAUAUUCUUUUUUUUUUGUUCGUUUGUUGUCAGCGCAGAGCACUGACCUAAAGUGAGCUGCUUGGACUGUUGGACUGAAUUUGUGUAUUAUUCGAUGGCUGCAGCCUCUGCUGCCAUAACUGAAUGCAGGAGCAUUCACAACGAAGUUUCUAUCUCUUUUUCAGCAAAUAAAUAUUUUUUAGAAGUG
Molecule: messenger RNA, 4058 nt
Organism: Hemicordylus capensis (graceful crag lizard)
Lineage: Eukaryota; Metazoa; Chordata; Lepidosauria; Squamata; Cordylidae
Gene: RFNG
Product: RFNG O-fucosylpeptide 3-beta-N-acetylglucosaminyltransferase
Exons: 8
Coding region: 210-1475 (421 amino acids)
Biological process (GO): regulation of Notch signaling pathway; pattern specification process
Cellular component (GO): Golgi membrane
Molecular function (GO): O-fucosylpeptide 3-beta-N-acetylglucosaminyltransferase activity
Source: RefSeq, a predicted model, not a curated record